Molecule: messenger RNA, 1669 nt
Organism: Hevea brasiliensis (rubber tree)
Lineage: Eukaryota; Viridiplantae; Streptophyta; Magnoliopsida; Malpighiales; Euphorbiaceae
Product: phospholipase A1-IIgamma
Exons: 2
Coding region: 153-1409 (418 amino acids)
Biological process (GO): lipid metabolic process
Molecular function (GO): glycerophospholipid phospholipase A1 activity
Source: RefSeq, a predicted model, not a curated record
UUAGAUUCUUGAUCAAAAUGCACAGGACUAAGUGAGCGAGGGACGAAAGUUAUAUAAGGGGUAAUUAACAUAAAGUCAAUCCACAUAUUGAUGUCUAUAAAUUCCAAGCUAGGAGUAUUCAACUCUUCUCGGGGCAUUGCUAUACCUAAUCCAUGCAGAAACAACCCAUCCUUAGAAGGUGCUUUGGCAAGAAGAUUGGCAAGAAAAAAAUGGUUGAUAGCAUAGCAAAAAGAUGGAAACAUCUUAGUGGUCAAAAUAAUUGGAAGGACCUAUUGGAUCCUCUGGACAUUGAUCUCCGGCGAUACAUCAUUCACUAUGGCGAAAUGGCUCAAGCUACUUAUGAUGCUUUCAAUACCCAGAAAGCAUCAAAAUAUGCUGGAAGCAGCCUAUAUGCCAAGGCUGAUUUUUUCCCCAAGGUUGGUUUAGAGAAAGGCAAUCCGUACAAGUACUCCGUGACCAAAUUUUUCUAUGCAACAUCAGAAAUCCCACUUCCUGAGGCAUUUAUCAUCAAGUCUUUGUCAAGGGAGGCUUGGAGCAAGGAAUCCAAUUGGAUAGGGUAUGUUGCGGUGGCCACCGACGAAGGGAAGGCCUUGCUAGGGAGGAGGGAUAUUGUGAUUGCUUGGAGAGGUACGGUGCAGACCUUGGAGUGGGUUAAUGAUUUUGAGUUUCUUUUAGUCUCAGCUUCAAAAAUACUUAGAAAUUCCGGUGAUCCUAAGGUGCACCAAGGUUGGUACUCCGUCUACACUUCUGAUGAUCCUCGGUCGCCUUUUAAUAAAAGCAGUGCUAGAGACCAGGUUCUUAAGGAGGUCAGGAGACUUGUGGAACAAUACAAGAAUGAAGAAAUCAGCAUAACGGUAUGUGGGCACAGCUUAGGAGCUGCACUUGCAACAUUAAAUGCGGUUGAUAUAGUUGCCAAUGGAUUUAACAAGUCCAAAUCCUUACCAAACAAAGCCUGUCUAGUCACAGCCAUUGUGUUUGCCAGCCCUCGUGUCGGCGAUUCAGACUUCAAGAAGGCAUUCUCUGGACAUAAAGAUCUUCGAAUGUUACGCAUUCGUAAUACCCUGGAUGUUGUUCCUAAUUAUCCAUUGAUAGGGUAUGCAGAUGUGGGAGAAGAAUUGAUAAUUGAUACCACAAAAUCCAAGUACCUGAAGAGCCCUGGAAAUGUGUCAAGUUGGCAUAAUUUGGAGGCCUACAUGCAUGGAGUUGCAGGAACACAAGGAUCCAAAGGAGGGUUUAACUUAGAGGUUAAUCGAGACAUUGCUCUUGUUAACAAAUCCUCAGAUGGCUUGAAAGAUGAGUAUCUUAUACCAGUUUCAUGGCGAAUUCAAAAGAACAAGGGCAUGGUGCAGCAACCAAAUGGUUCCUGGAAGUUGAUGGAUCAUGAAGAGGAUAAUGUUUCAGAUAUUUAGCUUGAAUUAAUAGUCAUUUUAUCAAUUUGGUCAGAUAUUAAUUGAGUGAACUAGAUAUCUUGGAGAAAAAAAAAAAAAUCCUGAGCUGAUAAUUAAUUAUGAUGUUUUAGAAUUAAGAAUGUGUUAGUUUGCCGUUACAUUAUUAAUUUCUUCUUCUAUAUAUCAUAAUAAUAUGUGAAUUGAAUAAAUGAGGAAAUUCCCAUUUAAUUCCAUGAAUUUUUGGAGCAAAUUGUAUCAAUCCAUUAUCAUUAUAAACGAUA